CCGAAGAGGAUUUUUUACCGCUAAAUUCGAGCUUGGAGUAGCAGGUGGUCAAGCGAAAUGACGGAAACUCUGAAACUCCCAAUCAUUGACCUGUCCUCGCCGGACCGUAUCUUCACCGCCAACUCCAUCCGUCAGGCAUGUACCAAAUAUGGUUUCUUCUAUCUCGUGAAUCAUGGUGUUGAAGAAGGUUUGCUUGAGAAAGUUUUUGAGGAGAGUAGGAAAUUCUUCUUACUCCCCUUGGAAGAGAAGAUGAAAUUGUUGCGUAGAGAAAACAGGGGUUACGCGCCAUUAUAUGCAGAAAACCUUGAUCCCUCUUCAAUUUCGAAAGGUGACUCAAAGGAGAGUUUUAACAUUGGUCCUUUAGGAGGUGCUAAAGCUCAGAGCAACCUGAAUCAAUGGCCGUCAGAAGAACUUCUUCCAUCAUGGAGACCCUCUAUGGAAUCUUACUAUAAAAAAGUCCUUUCUGCUGGUAAGAGAUUGAUGCAUUUAAUUGCUCUGGCUCUUAAUGUACAUGAAAAUUUCUUUGAGGAAGUGGGAGCCUUGGAUGAACCUGCAGCAUUUCUUCGUCUUUUACACUAUCCAGGUGAAUUGAACUCUUCUGAUGAAGAAAUCUAUGGUGCUUCUGCUCAUUCAGAUUACGGAAUGAUAACCCUUCUUGCAACUAAUGGUGUUCAAGGACUUCAGGUUUGCAGGGAGAAGUUCAAACAACCACGAGCCUGGGAAGAUGUCCCUAGUAUAACUGGGGCCUUUAUUGUAAACAUGGGAGAUAUGAUGGAGAGGUGGACCAAUUGCUUGUUUCGGUCAACACUGCAUAGAGUGAUGCCAGCAGGACAAGAGCGUCUCUCGGUGGCAUUGUUUUUAGAUCCUAAGGAAGACUGUUUAGUGGAAUGCUUGGAAAGUUGUUGCAGUGAAUCAUGUCCCCCAAGAUUUCCUCCUAUACGCAGUGGGGACUACCUGACAGAGCGAUUCAGGCUUACAUAUGGCUCAUAAGGAUGCAUAAGUUGAAGUCCAUGUGCAUGUAUGCUAGAUGCAGGAUAAUGGUCUGUUUUUCAAUUUGACUGGGUUUGUAAAACUAAGAUCCAGCUUAAGGUGAUGUAUAUAUAUGAGAGUAUGUGAUAUAGGAAUCUCUUUUUCGAGAUAUCAAUCUCAAAAGUCGUUUAAAUUCUUGACAUAGAACAUCCAAA
Carica papaya (papaya) is the source of this 1184-nucleotide messenger RNA. RefSeq names its product kihadalactone A synthase LFS. The record is from RefSeq and is a predicted model, not a curated record. NCBI's taxonomy places the organism in Eukaryota, Viridiplantae, Streptophyta, Magnoliopsida, Brassicales, Caricaceae.